This is a messenger RNA of Salvia miltiorrhiza (redroot sage), 1675 nucleotides long. RefSeq lists its product as uncharacterized. Lineage: Eukaryota; Viridiplantae; Streptophyta; Magnoliopsida; Lamiales; Lamiaceae. The record is from RefSeq and is a predicted model, not a curated record. The transcript has a single exon. Bases 108 to 1412 code for a protein of 434 amino acids.
AAAUAACGUGACUCGCAUGUAUAGCUGGCUUCUCAGGCAAAUUUCUCUAUUUAAUCUUCUAUUCUACCCAAAUUAUUUUCUCUCACAUCCAAAAUUAGAAUUUGAAGAUGGCAAAAAAAGUUGAGAUGCUUUCUUCAUCUCUUGUUAGCGGCACUGCUACUGCUUCAAUUUCAAGAUUGGAGCUUAAUCCAUGGGAUUUACGAUUCCUCCCAGUCAUCCCCAUUCAAACAGGCCUCAUAUUCCACAGCCCUCACUUUCAAUCCCAACAAAACCUAAUCCAACACCUCAAAAACUCCCUCUCACGCGCUCUCGACUUCUUCCCUCCCCUCGCCGGCCGCCUCGUCGCCACCCCGCACGGCGGCGACAUGGCGAGCUUCUUCGUGGCCUGCAACAACGCAGGAGCCGAGUUCACCCAUGCAGUCGCCGCCGCCGUCUCCGUCUCCGACAUCGUCGAGCCGAGGUAUAUACCGGAAAUCGUGUCUUCCUUGUUCCCGAUCAACGUCGGCGUCACUAAUUACCAAGGAAUUUCAAAGCCUCUGUUGGCUGUGCAAGUGACGGAGCUCGCCGACGGCGUCUUCAUCGGCUGCAUCGCCAAUCACGCCGUCGCCGACGGAACUUCCUUCUGGCAUUUCUUCAAAUCCUGGUCGGAGAUCUCCCGCGGAUCGGAAUCAAUUUCGAAAUCCCCAAUUUUCGACCGCCGCAGCGCCGCCGCCGGCGUUGAUGAUAACAGGCUCAUCCAUAUCCCUACAUUAGAGGAAAACCUAAUGGCUCCAUCUCAAUUGCCGCCGCAGCUGAAGGUAUUCCACUUCAGCAAAGAAAAAUUAGGUGAAUUGAAGGCUAAAGCCAAUUCCGAAGCCGGCACCGACAAAAUAUCUACUCUGCAAGCACUCACGGCUCAUCUAUGGCGGAGCGUAGUACGCUCUCAAAUCAAUAAUAACGAUCCAACCACUCGCGUUUUGAUAAUCGCGAUCGGCGCAAGAGCGAGGGUGUCGUCUUUGCCGGAUGGAUAUUUUGGGAACGCGCUUUGUUUUCCUGCGUUGGCGAUCGGCGAGGAUGAGCUAUUGCAGAAAGGAUUGGGCGCCACCGCGCUGAGGAUCAAUGAGGUGAUUUCCGAGCAAACUGAUGAGGCGAUCGCGCGCGAGGCGGAGAAGAAGGUGCAAACUGGGAGAGCGUGGGUGGACGUGGGGGGUGGGCCCCCUCUUCUCGUCGGAGGUUCUCACCGGCUAGAUGUGUACGGCUGUGAUUUUGGGUGGGGGAAACCGAUUGCUGUGAGGAGUAACAAUGAUCGGAAAGUUGAGGGGUUGGUGGCGGCUUUUCCGGCAGCGGAUGCCGACGGUAUCGACCUCGAAGUUUACUUCAAGGAGGAGAUGCUACAGACAAUGGAGGAGUUCUUAACUGUGCUCCCUCAAUAAGGUGGAACAGAUCAAUUGAUCAGAUCUUCUAUCCUAACGUGACAUCUUAUUUUAAAUUCGUAAAUGAUGCAUGAUUGAUAUGUGGUAAUAAUUAUUGAUGAAUUUUGAAUCUUUAGAACUACUAUAACAUGUUAUUCAUUUGUAUAUACAAUAGACUAUGUCACCUUAGAAUGCAAUAGAAGAUCUAAAAUGGGAAGAGAUUCCCAUUUUAGACUGUCACGGGCUUAAUCGUCAAUCUAUCUUGAUUUUAAGUAUUUUAUCAA